CUCUGCGCACUCAUUCCUUCAGGAGCGGGCUGACUGAGAAAACGCCAGAGAAGCUGAUCCCCUCAAUGCUACAAGAGCCGGCAGUAGCCUAUCCGUCCAGAAAAUGUAAAAGAAAAGAGUAAACGAGGGGCUGGAUAAAGCAGAGUUUGGUUCUGUGCGCUGCGGGGCUUUGCGUUUGGAGAGCGGAGCGCGGCGCAGCGCAGCGCGCGUUCACAGCGGAGACUUAAAGGCGUCCUCGCGGGACAACUCUCAGAGACUUCAUCUGUCAAGAUGCUACUUAUGUCGGAGCUGCUGGAUACGGCUCCUAGAUGAAAACGACUCCGGAGAGAGUCGCUCCGCACGGUGGAACACCGGCGACCAUGUCGGAUAACUCCAGUGAUUUCAACGACACGCUGCCGGCGGCGGCUGCGGUCACGCACUACAACUUCCCCGCGCUCAUAUUCGGGGUUCUGCUGAUUGUGAUCAUCACCGGGGGGAACGUGCUCGUGUGCCUCAGCGUGUAUCUGGAGAAAGCUUUAAAAACCACAACAAACUACUUCAUAGUCAGUCUGGCGUUUGCAGACUUGCUGCUGGCGGUGCUGGUGCUGCCGCUCUUCGUUUACGCAGAGUUUCAGGGCGGAGUUUGGUCCUUGAACAUGCUGAUGUGUGACAGCCUGAUGACCAUGGAUGUGAUGCUGUGCACCGCGUCCAUUUUCAACCUGUGUGCAAUCAGCGUGGACAGGUUCAUUGCCGUGUCCAUCCCUCUAAACUACAACCGUAAACACGUGGACCAACGUCAGCUGGUCCUGUUGUCGGCCACCUGGCUGCUGGCCCUCGCCGUGGCCUCGCCCGUCAUCUUUGGCAUCAACAACGUGCCUAACCGCGACCCCAGUGAGUGCAAACUGGAGGACAACAACUAUGUGGUUUAUUCCUCGGUUUGCUCCUUCUUCAUCCCCUGCCCCAUCAUGGUCCUGCUCUACUUCGGGGUUUUCCGCGGGCUGCGGCACUGGGAGGUGACUCGUAAGGUCAAACUGCGCAGCAGCAUCGAGGCCUGCAGGAAGCUGCAGCACGCCGCCGUCGCCACCGCCUUCCCCCCGCUGGCAGGCACCAUCCCCGGGCCUCUGCCCAUGCCUCUGCCCAGGAUCAUCGAGAGGGACUUGGCCCAGUCUCGGCUGGACGAUACGGACGACUACAUGCAGCAGGAGAUUCCUUAUCCCCGGCAGUACAGAGAGAACUCGGUACCCACGGUGACGUACAGCCAAAAGCUGCGCAUGAAGAAGAGAGCCAAGAUCAACAGUAGGGAGAGGAAAGCUAUGAGGGUGCUGCCUGUCGUAGUGGGUUGCUUCCUGUUCUGCUGGACUCCGUUCUUCGUGGUGCACACGACUCGAGCCGUCUGUGUGACGUGCGACAUCCCCCCCGGUCUGAUGAGCACCGUCACCUGGCUGGGCUACGUCAACAGCGCUCUCAACCCCAUCAUCUACACCAUCUUCAACACCGAGUUCAAGAAAUUCUUCAAGAAAUGUUUCAGCAGCUGCUGUCGGAUUUCCCUCCUCAGACGCUAAAGGAAAGAAACUGGAGGGUUUCCAGUUUGGCCAGUCAGCUGAUCUCGGGUCUGCCAUGCUGGAUCUGGAUGCCUAAAACUGAUGGUAUCUGGCUGGCAGGAAGAAUACGCUUUAACACAGUUAAAUAUAUCACAUUUUGUCAUUUGGGGGAUGUACUUUUCUUGAUCCUCUGGGAUGACUGCCCCAACAAAAGGAUGUUGGAAAAUAAAGCUGCAGCUAAACACACUCGAACUCUCCUGCCUGAGAGGAACUUUACCCCCCUUUCAGUUUGACUGUACAGCACGCCUUUACUGUACAUCAGCCUUGGUUGUUGUUGGUCUGCCAGUUCCAGAGAACGACGUGGGAUUUGUGCUGCGCCUGGUCUGCCCAAAAGGAUUAACCAGGGCAAAAUUGUCCCCAAGAUGCAGAACGACUGAAUAAGCUUCAACAGACCAGAAUGUCAUGCAGCUGGAAGCAGCUUAAUGACAAAAUAAAUCUCUAAAAAGGACUAGUUUACUAUUUUGGAAAAUACGUUUAGUCGCUUUCUUGCUGAGAGUUGGAUGAUUAGAUCAAUACCAUUCUCACGUCUGUACGCUAAAUAUGAAGCUACAAUCAACAGCUGGUUACAACAAUAUGUAGUUUUACAAAGCGUUAUGAUUUUGGGGCUAUUUCUGUCCGGGGGGGGGUAACUUACUGGAAACCUGCGGACACUGCAUGCUAGCUUUUUCCCUCCGUUUCUAGUCUUUAUGCUAAGCUAAGCCAACUGGCUCCAGGCUGUGUGAGAGUGGUAUGGAUCUUUUCAUCCAACUCUCGUCCAGAAAGCUAAAAAGAGGACAACCCAAAACGUUUUACGAUUUCUUUAAAGCAUUUGUUUCCAAACGGGGGUAUGUGUACCACCAGGGGCGGAAAAAGACUCGUAUAUAAGUUUAUAAGUUUAUAUAUAAGGUUUGCGGCGUGUGUAGUUGGAGGUUGAAAGACUGAAGGGGUACAGGACUGUAGUGAAAGGUUGUGAAACACAAAGUUCACGUCAGUCCUUCCGGCACUGUCAAAUGUUAAAUAAGACAUUAAAGUUCUUCUGGGAAAUGCCAAAAAUCACCAAUUAAUCAACGAGUGACAGCAGAGAGGCUGGUCGAAGGGAAGUACGGACAAAACGCUUCAUCAACUAAAGAUCCGCCCGGGAUCUGAAGCGUGUUAUCAAGAUGUAUGAGUGGAGUUUUUAACCUUUAGAGGAGCAGCUGGAU
Messenger RNA from Etheostoma spectabile (orangethroat darter), 2761 nucleotides. RefSeq names its product dopamine receptor D4b (gene drd4b). Gene Ontology annotation, biological process: negative regulation of voltage-gated calcium channel activity; negative regulation of cytosolic calcium ion concentration; regulation of dopamine secretion. Gene Ontology annotation, cellular component: plasma membrane. Gene Ontology annotation, molecular function: dopamine neurotransmitter receptor activity, coupled via Gi/Go; G protein-coupled receptor activity. Bases 309 to 1541 code for a protein of 410 amino acids. The record is from RefSeq and is a predicted model, not a curated record. The transcript has 4 exons. Lineage: Eukaryota; Metazoa; Chordata; Actinopteri; Perciformes; Percidae.